Magallana angulata is the source of this 1182-nucleotide messenger RNA. RefSeq lists its product as uncharacterized. Lineage: Eukaryota; Metazoa; Mollusca; Bivalvia; Ostreida; Ostreidae. The record is from RefSeq and is a predicted model, not a curated record. Bases 1 to 1128 code for a protein of 375 amino acids. The transcript is spliced from 9 exons.
AUGAAGUAUUUACAUGAAUACAUAGUGGAGUCAACAGCGAACAACUUAUUUAAAAACAGUCCUUGCCUCAACAUGGCGGCCACCAUGGCGCAAAGAUUAUCCCAGUUACGAGGAAUUUCCAACUUUCUCACUGCCACAACACCGAUGCUAGUGCCAGCAUGCACAUUAAGCAAACGUAAUAUAAAAGCGUACAAAGAUGGUGGCAAAGAACAGAAAAGAGUCUGGGCACCAAGAAUAAAGAAAACAAUUUUUGAGGAGAAGAAACAGGAUGCUGAGUUUUUGUCACGAGUUCCUGAGGACAGUAUUUAUUUGAUGGAGUUGUUCCCCGAGUCAGAAUUCUCCCUCCAAGACGCCAUUAAAUUACAAAAGGAUUACGCUGAUCCUUUCAUUAUGAACAAUAUGGACGGUGUUAUAUAUCUGGACAUCCUUUGUAAUAUGAGAACAAAGAAGCAGACCAAAUUCAUAUCUGAAUUCACAGAGAGGUUGUUUUUUCCAAAUCCCUUUGAAGUUGAAUUACCAAGGAGAUGCUUAGUUAUCUGUAAGACUGAGGAGGAAGCCUUAACAGCUCAACGAUUAGGAGCAGUAUUCGCAGGGGAUGAAACCAUUGCACAAAGGUUAGACCGUAAAAAAGGAGAUAUAACUGCAAAUGAUUACGAUAUUGUUUUAUGUACCAAUGAGAUGCAGGAUGCGUUGUUCAAUUACCGCAAUCUUCUCAAAAACAAUUACCCCUCCGAAGAGACAUUCUCCCUUGAUAACGAUGUAGAAAAAAUGAUGUUGAAACAGAAAGAGAGUGUCAGCUUCACCUGUAAAAAGGAGGGGUCCCUGGGCAGGAUACAGAUCCCUAUUGGACAGUUAAACCUGGAAAUAGACCAAAUCACAGAAAACUAUGACUUUUUCUUUUCAACCUUAUUAAAACAUCCUAAAGUGGCACAGGUCCGACCAGGAGAGAACUUUGUUACGUCUGCACGGUUACUGGUGCCCCCAUGUCCUGAACAGCUGAAGUUAAAGGAUGAUGAACUCCGUCGUAUUGACACACCUGCUAACAAGAGAAAAGCGCCACAAAAAGACUCUACGUCAGAGAAAGUUGACAGUGAUAGUUUUACUGGGGAUUUAUUAAUGAGUGCCUAAUGCAUGUACUUGUAGUCUUCCUUUUUUUUCUUAUUAAAUAUGCUUUAUGAUAUG